Molecule: messenger RNA, 2004 nt
Organism: Colletotrichum destructivum
Lineage: Eukaryota; Fungi; Ascomycota; Sordariomycetes; Glomerellales; Glomerellaceae
Product: Putative amidase signature domain-containing protein
Exons: 4
Coding region: 341-1663 (440 amino acids)
Molecular function (GO): catalytic activity
Source: RefSeq, a predicted model, not a curated record
CGUUGCUCCCUACAUGCAUGACAUAACACGAUUCUCCUAGCCAUCGUUCCGUAUUUUACCCAGUUGUCUUUGGCCGACCUUCUCUCGUUGCUGCUAUAACUUCGGACGAACAGACCGAGUUUCGGCAACGUGCACUUGCAGACCGAAGUCGAAGUGGUGUAACGUUCACUGUCCAAACACCCCCGCGUCUUCAUCCCGAGCGAAGUGGAUUGCUGGUGUUCGUCAGGUCACCUCCCAGUCCGAAACCGCAACGCCCGUCUCGUCUCUUAUAUCUAGGCUAGUCCCUUGACCGCAGGAAGAACCUCAUAAAUCUGAUCAUAUCUAUUCAAGACUGUUCACAAUGGCGACCGAACCGUACAGAUUGUCAGCGACCCAGGCCUCAGCCAAGAUCCGGGCCGGCGAGCUGACCGUCGAGGAAUACGCCCGCUCCCUCCUCUCCCACAUCGAAAAGAGAGACCCUGUCGUGAAGGCGUGGGAGUACCUCAACCCAGACCAGGUCAUCGCGCGAGCAAAGGAGCUGGACGCGAUCCCGCCAGAGAAGCGCGGCCCUCUGCACGGCGUGGCGAUCGCCGUCAAGGACGUCAUCUACACCAAGGAUAUGCCCACCCAGCACGGCUCGCCCAUUUACGCAGGAGACGCGCCAAAGGUCGAUGCCGGAUCCAUCAUCGUGCUGCGACAAGCAGGCGCCCUGCUCCUCGGCAAGACGACGACAACCGAGUUCGCUGCGACGGUUCAUGGACCCAAGACGGUCAAUCCGCACGGAACGAACCGGACGCCCGGCGGCUCGUCCUCGGGUUCUGGCGCCGCCGUCGCCGACUUCCAGGCCCCGAUCGCCCUCGGCACCCAGACGGGCGGAAGCACCAUCCGGCCCGGCUCCUUCAACGGCAUCUAUGCGCUCAAGCCGACGUGGAACUCCAUCAGCCGCGAGGGUCAGAAGAUCUACUCGCUGAUCCUCGACACCCUCGGCUUCUUCGCACGCAGCGUCGAGGACCUGCAGCUCAUGGCCGACGUGUUCGAGCUGCAGGACGACGAAACCCCUCGGGCCGAGUUCCCCGUCAAGGGCGCCCGGUUCGCCCUCCUCAAGACCAUGGUCUGGCCGCAGGCCGGGCCCGGGACGCAGUCGGCCAUCGCCAAGGCGGCGGAGCUGCUUCGGGCGCACGGGGCCGAGGUCGAGGAGAUCGAGCUCGCGGCCGACCUGCAGAGUCUGCCCGAGUGGCACGCGACGGUGCUGCACAGCGAUGGCAGGCCGACGUUCCUCCCGGACUACCGCGCGGCUCGGGGCCAGCUUCACGAGUUCCUGGCCUCGCACGUCGAGAACACGAACAAGAUCACCCGGAGGGCGCAGCUGGAGGCCUUUGACAACAUCGCCGCUGCGCGGCCGAGGGUCGACCGGAUCUUGGGCGAGUACGACGCUGUGCUGGCGCCGAGCGUCGUCGACGAGGCGCCGGAGGGCAUCGCGAGCACGGGGAGCGCGGCCUUUAACGGCCUCUGGACGGCGCUCCACGUUCCCGUCGUCAACGUCCCCGGGUUCCAGGGCCCCAACGGGAUGCCUGUCGGCGUCUCGCUCAUCGCGCCUCGAUACCAUGACCGCCACCUCUUGACUGUUGCGAAGGCGGUCGGAGACAUCUUCGAGGCCGAAGGAGGGUGGAAGUCGGCAUUGUGAUGUGAGGAAGAUGGGGACAAGAGUUGGGUUGGUUAAGCCGCGAUUUACUGCAUAAAUGAAGAGAUGCCAGCAUGCCUCCUGUUCAAACCGAGGUCCCGCUGAGCGAUACUGAAGGGAAAUCCUGACAUGGCAGAUUAGUUACGGGCUCUCAUGCUUGAAGAUGUGUAUGAGUCUGGCAUGAGUGCCAUGAUAACGAGAACAUGAACCCGUCGAUCCGGGAGAGAGGGAUGAGAAACCUGGCUGCAUACGGCUAGACCGAGGCCAAAGAGGCAGCCAACGGGGAUGGAUUCAACCAACAGCCGUAGAUAUUAGAGUCAUAUCACUUGGGGUUGCAUGGCGCC